UUCUAUUUGUCAUUUGGUGUAGGGUUUUUCUGUCAAAGAUCUCGCAAAGGCCUAUCACAAUGACGAAUGUAUUAACGCGUUUAACGGUUCAAACAAGUGCAUUUAUUUCGACGCGACAACGCUUGGCAGUUUGCAAAUCGUUAUACAGAAACGUCAGCUAUGGCUAUGGCACAAAAUUACAGCCCAAAAACAAUCGUCGCCUUCUAUCGCUGCUGGGCUACAGCGCUGUCUCAUUGGCGGCACUCGGCGCGUUUAUCACAUUUCGAAGUUCCGUCAACAAAGCGAAUGCAAUGAGGAAGAAAAGCCUGCACCGCGACGAGACCGAGACUGAGAAUAUCAAGCUGACGGCGCGCGAAAGACGCUUUAUCAAAUUCGCCUCUGUGGAGUAUGGCGAUCAGUUGUAUAUGACUCCGCAGGACUUCCUAGAGUCUGUGGUGGAACAGGAGCCUAGACCUCGUCUUAAGCGUCGCAUACUCAGCAACGAAGAGGUGGAGAAGUACAAGGAUCAAACGCCUGCAGUCAAAAAGGGUUCCUCUCGUCUAUUUCGUAAUCUCAGAGAUAAAGGCAUUGUUUCCUACACGGAAUACUUAUUUCUACUAUCCGUAUUGACAAAACCCAAGUCGGGCUUUCGCAUUGCCUUCAACAUGUUCGACACUGAUGGAAAUCAACGCGUGGAUAAGAUUGAGUUUCUCGUCAUUGUUUCGAUUUUGGCUGGUGCUUUGAAGGACAUUCAAGAUGUUGAUCCGAAAACAAAGGAACUUCUGCUCCGUUUAGUACCGUAUGAGGAUCCAAAUACUAAGAAUAAGCCCACUCCGGAAGAACCUCCACGGAAAAAGGGUCUUAUGGAGCGCAUAUUCAGUGGCGCUUGGAAAGAAAAGCACGGUGACCAAUUGAAUGAAGGUGAAGAAAAUUCAAACGAGACUCCCGAUGAGCGUGACUAUGUUAACGAUAGUGAGGGAUUGCAGCGACGUCACCAAGUUGCCACCACGUUGCAACUGCAUUUGUUUGGCAAACGGGGAACCGGCGUCAUCAACUACGAUAACUUCUAUAAGUUCAUGGACAAUUUGCAAACAGAGGUGCUUGAACUCGAAUUCAAUGAGUUCUCCAAGGGUCAGACCCAUAUCUCAGAGCUGGAUUUUGCCAAAAUUCUGCUGCGUUACACGUAUCUGGCCACCGAUGAGUACGAUGUGUUCCUAGAGCGUCUGCUGCAUCGCGUCAAGGACGAGAAGGGAAUAUCAUUCAAUGAUUUUCGCGAUUUUUGCCAUUUUCUAAACAAUUUAGAUGAUUUCACCAUUGCCAUGCGAAUGUACACGUUGGCCGAUCGUGCUAUCUCCAAGGAUGAGUUUGCGCGUGCUGCUAAAAUCUGUACUGGAUACAAUUUGAGUGAGCAUUUGAUUGAUACCGUUUUUGCCAUAUUCGAUGCAGACGGCGAUGGUCUGUUGCAUUAUAAGGAGUUUAUAGCGAUCAUGAAGGAUCGCCUACAUCGGGGCUUCAGAGUAAGUGAGCGUUUCUUUGACUACAAUGAAGCACUGGAUGCGUACGAUGAUCCAGAGUAUCCGAUGUUUCUUGCGUGGCGCCAUCGUGUCUGUCGUCACUUGGAUUUUUACAUUGACAGCGAUGCACUAUGGCAUUAACCAAUCGCUUCGCUUCUGUUGUUGUUAUUAAAUGUGCUUAUAUGUAUGUGUGUCCCUGUAUUGUUUUUGUUAAUUGCCUUUUAGUUAUAAGCCUAAUAUUUGAGUGUUUCACCACAUAAGCUUUACAUUUAUAUUUUUAUCUAUUUAAUUACUUAUCUGUAUUGUUACCAAUUGUUAACCGACUCAAUUGGUUUAUAGCACGCCAUUUAUUUAUAAUAUUCAAAAUAAUAUUUUUAAGUUUUUAAGCGGCCAAAUUAAAC
Molecule: messenger RNA, 1894 nt
Organism: Drosophila nasuta
Lineage: Eukaryota; Metazoa; Arthropoda; Insecta; Diptera; Drosophilidae
Gene: MICU3
Product: Mitochondrial calcium uptake 3
Exons: 10
Coding region: 60-1634 (524 amino acids)
Biological process (GO): mitochondrial calcium ion homeostasis; calcium import into the mitochondrion
Cellular component (GO): uniplex complex
Molecular function (GO): calcium ion binding
Source: RefSeq, a predicted model, not a curated record